Molecule: messenger RNA, 1854 nt
Organism: Naegleria lovaniensis
Lineage: Eukaryota; Heterolobosea; Eutetramitea; Acrasida; Naegleriidae
Exons: 1
Coding region: 1-1854 (617 amino acids)
Molecular function (GO): glycosyltransferase activity
Source: RefSeq, a predicted model, not a curated record
AUGUUUCCACAUCUGAGAGACCAUCGUGUGUCCUCCAUGUGGCCCUCGAUUUCACAACCCUCUUUAUGGAAACGUCCUCGUUUUUUGCUCACAUCCUUCCUUGUAUUUCUCAUGUUUUUAUUUUGUGCAUGUUAUGGAUUGGUACUCGUUCGGAAUGUUUCAAAAUUUUUACAUGGAAUACAACCACGUCGGCCACUUGAACUGAAUUCAGAAUGGACGAAAAACAACUUUUCUGCUCAACAAGAAAUUUUGGAACAUGCAGAGGAUAAGGUUCUUUCGAACUCGCAUCGAUCUGUGACGACGACACCAAAAGUCUCAAACAUCAUCAUGAGAAACAAAAUGGGACGACGAAGACAAGUCAUGUUUGGAAAUUAUCAAUGCAAUCGAUACACUCGACAAUCAUUAUUCACAUCAUGUCAAAUUGAAAAUGUUUGUAUCAAUACGAGAGGACAGUUUUUAUUGUACAUGUCCAAAGAUCGAUUAUUUGGUAAAAAAGAUUCCAUUCUCGACGAAUUGAAUCGAAGACCUUGGAUUUAUAAUCAGGGAAGAUUUGAAUCGAAUCGAGGUCUUCACUUUAUGAGAGUUUUGGAUUCAGAAUUAGUUUUUGAAUUUGAACGAACCCAACAAGGGAAUUCUAUUGUUGAAAAAGUGUUAAAUGCAUCUUCCAUUCCAGGUUCCACAUGGUCUGACAAACCCUUACAUUCCAUUUUAGGAGAACCUGUCGAAUUGGAUAAAAAUUUCAAAUUCUACUCUGAACCAGUCUAUGUACUGAAAAGAUACGCUGCAGGAAAUAUGGGGCACUUUUUAUUUGACAAUAUUGCAAUGAUUGUCAUGCUCAUGAUGAAUUUUAAUCCACUCGCUUCAACUCGAGAUCUGGACACUCUGUUAAAUAAUCACAUUCUUUAUUUGGAUGAUAUUUAUGAACAAGUUGCUCACAAUUGGAUUGGUUCCUAUCGAUAUAAUGAGAGUUUGGCUGAUGAAUUUUCAUUGAAAUUACCACAAUUAUUUAGCAACAAUCCACCGCUUCAAUUGUGUCGACAGAACGAUUUCACACGUGUCGAUUUGUUGCCAUGUCGCAACACACCACGAGGAACGAAUUUUCCAAGAACUAAUGUCUUACAAGCAUGUUUUUCCACAUUCAGAAUUGGACUCACUUCAGGUCUGUUUCGAGCAUUUUCAUCGCGCGAGAUGAUUUUUGUGCAGUAUCGACAAUUAGUCUAUUACAAGCUUGGAAUUUCUCCAUUACCAAGUGAGGAAGAUGAUCCACAAGCAAUGAUUCCGUUUUUAAAGAAAAAACCUGUGAAAAUUGUCAUUCACAAAAAGUCACUCUCCUCCGGGCAUGGAAAAAUUAUUUGGAACGUCGACGAAUUAAUUAAGGCCAUUCGAGACAAGUUACAAAACGAUCCCUAUCUCUCCCUCUAUCAUUCGAAACAACCUCUUCAAGUAGAAUCUGUGGAAUUAGAUCUUCAAUCCAUGAAUGUUUCACAACAAGUGAAAUUCUUUUCCAACAUGGAUGUCUACAUUUCCGAUCAAGGAAGUGCUGCUUAUUACUCAGUGUAUAUGAGAAAAGAUACUACCGUUCUCAUUGCUCCAGAAUGUUAUUCAGAUCGAGGAUGUCACACCGGAGAGAGUUUUCAAAUUUUGAGAGCUCUUCCCAACACGAUGGUUGUGGAUUAUUUGGAAUUAUUGAGAGGAGAGGAGAAUGUAUCGACUCAAUGCAAUGCAAGACCAACUGCCAAAGCAUCCAAUGCAUGUGAUCCAAUAUUGAGAGUGGAUGUUGUGGUGGAGAAUGUGUUGGCAUUUAUCAAGAGAAGAUUUCUCAAAAUGAUGAAUGAUUAUCAUGAAGAGGAGUAA